AUGCUACGGCGCUAUAACCUCCACCGUAGUGUUUCCCCUUCUAACAAAAAAAAGUGCAACGAGAAAGUGCAGCGUCUGGGGUGCUUGCUGAGGUACCAACUCGAAGAGGCGAGAAGGGGAGCUGUCUUCAUAGAGCAGGAACAACCGAGCGGGAGCCAGCUAAAAGAGAGGGAGCAACAGCAGGAGCAGCAGCGGGAGCAGCAGCAGGAAGAGCAGCAGCGGGAAAAGCUGCAGCAGGAGGAGCAGAAGCAGAAAACUAAACAGCAGGAAGAGCUGCAGCGGCAGGCGGACAAGCAGGAGGAAAAGAAGCAACAGGACGAAAACAAGGAGAAGAAAGAGAAGCAGCAGGAAAAGGAUGCACGGAAGAAAAAGGCUGCAAAAGCAGCUGAUGAUGAUGCAGGAACUGCAGCAGGAGCAGCAACAACAGCAGGUAAGCGGGGGAAAACAGCAGCACAACCGGCAGCAGCAGCAGUGGAAAGGGCAACAACUAAGGCGUAG
Eimeria mitis is the source of this 498-nucleotide messenger RNA. RefSeq lists its product as uncharacterized. NCBI's taxonomy places the organism in Eukaryota, Apicomplexa, Conoidasida, Eucoccidiorida, Eimeriidae. The record is from RefSeq and is a predicted model, not a curated record. Bases 1 to 498 code for a protein of 165 amino acids. The transcript has 4 exons.